AUGCGCAAACGAUUAAAUUUAGAUUUUGUCGAAAUAGAUAAGUCGAUUUUGGGCAUUAAUAGCGUGUAUUCUCACGUAAGCAAAAGGUGUCGUGUACAUUUAAAGUCGUUAGAUAAUAGUUAUUCCGCUAACAUUAAUUGUUUCAUUUUGCCAUCAAUUACUAGCAAUACCCCAGGUCGCGAAUUAAGCAUACGUAAUCUUCAAAUUCCAUCGAAUAUUUGCUUAGCUGACCCUGCAUUUUAUAAGCCUGCCGAUGUAGAUAUUUUAAUCGGGGCCGAUCUCUUUUGGGAUUUGUUAUGGUCACAAAGAAUUAAGUUAGGAAGUAAUACGCCCAUUCUGCAUGAAACCAGGCUAGGGUGGAUAGUUUCUGGUCCAAUUAAUGUUCAUCAUUCUACAUUGAUGUCUAAUGACUUACGAUGCAACUUCGCUAAGACUGAUUUUUAUUUAAAUGGCGAUAAUAAAGACGACAUUCGAAUCGACUUAACGCGGUUUUGGCAGCUGGAGGAAAUAAGUUCCAAGUCAUCUCAUUAUUCACCUGAGGAGAAGUUGUGUGAAGAUCAUUUUGUAAGCAAUACGUCUCGUCUUGAUGAUGGGCGUUUUUGCGUUCGGUUACCUCUCAAAAAAGAUACCGGUCUAUUAGGAGAUUCAUUUAAAAGAGCUACACAUUGCUUGUUCUCCUUAGAGCGUAGAUUAAAGGGUAAGCCUGACAUCAAGCAGAUGUAUUAUGAAUUUAUGUCUGAAUAUCAGUCACUGGGACAUAUGACAAUUUGUGAAAGACCUAAUUUAAGUAGUGGCGCGUAUUUUAUACCCCAUCAUGGCGUACUCCGUGAAAGUAGCACUACGACUAAACUUAGAGUAGUUUUUAAUGCAAGUUGCCCGACGUCGUCAGGUAUUUCGUUUAACGAAAUACAAAUGGUCGGUCCUGUAGUUCAGAACGACUUGACGUCGAUUUUGUUACGUUUUAGGCAACAUAAAUACAUUUUGUCUGCAGAUGUGGAGAAAAUGUACAGGUGCAUAAUCGUUCAUCCUGAUGACAGGCACCUUCAGCAGAUAGUCUGGCGUAACAGUCCUAGUGAGCCUAUACAGACCUUUCAAUUAAAUACUGUUACGUACGGUACGGCGAGUGCACCAUUUCUCGCAACACGCUGCCUGAAACAACUUGGUCUACAGUGCAAAAACAAAGCCAUAGCGGACAUCAUAAUGCAUGAUUUUUAUGUCGAUGAUCUGCUUACGGGUGCUGAUGACUUAGAUGACGUAAAGGCCAUACGUCAAGGGGUUGCCGAAGUAUUGGCAUCUGCUCGUAUGCCAUUGCGAAAGUGGAGAUCGAACGAUCCCGAGUUGCUGUCAGAAAUUGCCAAUACAUCACUUGACCUAAAUAUUGGUUCUCGCGAGCCAGACAAGUUGUUAGGUCUUGGCUGGCAUUCGGAUUCAGAUGAACUCUGCUUUCCAUUGAAUUCACUAGUUCCCGAUGGCAAUACUAAGCGUGAUUUGCUUUCAGUGAUUGCACAAAUCUUUGACCCGCUGGGUCUUUUAGCUCCGUAUGUAAUCACGAUGAAAAUAUUGAUACAAAGGCUUUGGUUAGACAAACUUUCAUGGGAUGAACCACUGUCUCCCGAAAUCAAGAAACGCUGGUAUGGCAUUAUCAAAUCUCUUCCUUUUUUAAAUAACAUUCGUAUUCCACGACUAGUUAUCUGUGAGUCAUACCGAGUGCUGCAACUGCAUAUUUUCACUGACGCUUCUGAGUGCGCAUACGGUGCGUGCAUUUAUGUUCGAAGCGUCAGCGAUAAGGGAGAAGUUAUGGUCCGACUAUUAACGGCUAAGAGCCGUGUAGCACCAAUCAAACCCACAACAAUACCACGAUUAGAACUGUGCGGCGCGUUGGUAGGAGCUCGUCUUUAUGAGAAGGUUGUAAAUUCCCUUCGUGUUAAAGUUGACCAAGUCUACUUUUGGACAGACUCCACGAUUGUUUUGGGGUGGUUGCGAAUGUUGCCUUGCAAACUUCAGCCUUUCGUGCGUAAUCGUGUCGCUGAAAUUUUGGAUAAGGCCAGUGACCAUAAGUGGGGACACGUCCCAACAGAUAGGAACCCAGCAGAUUUAAUAUCUCGUGGUAUAGAUAUCAGUGCUCUGGCACGUCUUAGAUUGUGGUGGUCAGGUCCAGAAUUUUUAAUGUAUGACAUAUCAAAAUGGCCUUCUCAGCCUAAGAAUGUUGAAACAUUGCCGGAAACGCGUCAUGAUAUUAUAUUAACUGCAGUCACUACUCAUCCAAAAAAUAAUGAUUGUUUCAUUGAUUUUAGUCGUUUCUCGAAUUAUUCACGUCUUGUACGUUCCAUGGCUUACGUUUUACGAUUCAUCAUGUCUUGUAAAAGACAGCUUAUUUCUUCGAAUUACUUAACGGAAUUAGAAUUACGAAACGCUUUAAAUAUUAUAAUUUCAAAAUGCCAAUAUGAUUUCUUUCCAGAGUAUAAAUUGCUUCUGAAUAAGCAAAACUUACCUAAGAAAAGCCCACUUCUUAAAUUUAAUGUAUUUUUAGACGAAAAUUAA
Messenger RNA from Parnassius mnemosyne (clouded apollo), 2541 nucleotides. NCBI's taxonomy places the organism in Eukaryota, Metazoa, Arthropoda, Insecta, Lepidoptera, Papilionidae. The record is from the annotation of a GenBank genome assembly.